Messenger RNA from Neopsephotus bourkii (Bourke's parrot), 662 nucleotides. RefSeq names its product chromosome unknown C5orf63 homolog (gene CUNH5orf63). NCBI's taxonomy places the organism in Eukaryota, Metazoa, Chordata, Aves, Psittaciformes, Psittacidae. The record is from RefSeq and is a predicted model, not a curated record. The transcript has 3 exons. The coding region runs from base 44 to 397 and encodes 117 amino acids.
GCCACAAAACAGUAAAGAUUUUUUUUUUUGCCUUAACAGGACAAUGAUGCUAUGUGUUCUGAGCAGAACAUUACAACUAGCAAGACAUUCAUACAGUCCACUGGGGAGACCACUUUGUUCCACCAGUGCAAAUAAGCCAGUGCUGACUUUAUUCACCAAGAAACCAUGCCCUCUAUGUGAUGAAGCAAAAGAAGUGCUUGAACCAUAUAAGAGAAGGUUUAUUUUGCAGGAGGUGGAUAUUACCCUUCCAGAGAACUCGGCAUGGUAUGAUGAAUACAAAUAUGACAUACCCGUUUUUCAUUUAAAUGGGGAGUUCCUAAUGAAGCAUCAAGUAGACAUUAAAAAGUUUGAGGACCAGCUUCUGAAGCUGGAGUUCCAAAAUGAUGGAAAACAGUAAAGAAAAUGCAUCUGCUGUGGUGUGAACCUGAAAGGACUGUACAAGAUAAAUUGUGUGAAAAGCAGUAUUCAUCAUCUGGCAUUACGUUUCUUAGAACAUAUGGCACCAGUGUUCUAAAAAACUUGUGUGGCUUGAAUUCUGUUUUUGUAUAAUCAUCCAGCCCCACUGCACCAGUGGCAGUUCUGUACCGUUUAUUUGAUGCUAUCCUAGGCUGACUUUUCACUGAGAGAAUAAAUGCUGCUGUGGAGCAGCAGAUAAAGAGAAA